AUCGGCAAACAUCAUAGUAUUUAUACCAUCCAAUCGAAACUUGAAAAUUUCAGUGUUCACAGCUAACUGGAAUGGAUUCCUUAAGCAAUUAAGUCAUUCAUAAGAAAACUCGACUUUUCAACCCGAUUUCAACCACUCCAUUCGAUUUAGUUUUUCAAUUCUCUUCCGGAUUGUCAUUCCAUAAACGAACAAAACGCGGUCAUAAUUACUGUCAUGACAAUGAGCUACAAUCGAUCGAACAUUCGUUAUCAAAAGGAUAUAAAUACCAAUGCUUCUAACAGUUACAGUCACAGUCCAUCAGCAACAUCCACCAGCUCAAAUCGUCUACUAAACCAAACCAACUGUGAAAAUGAAGGUUUUUGUUGCUUUGUUAUCUCUCUGUUUCGCACUCGCAGCCCAAGGAUCCUACAUUCCUUCAUCAUUGCCUCCUUAUUCGCUCGGCUGGAACUCCUGGAAUGGCUGGAACGACUGGAACGGAUUGAACAGCUGGGAUGACCACAGUUCGGUUGCCUGGCCAGCGUAUGGAAACUCGUGGUCAUCUGCAGCGUGGCCAGCGGCUUCCCUCUACAACAAGGGCUGGAAUGGAUGGUACGCACCAAAGACCACCGUCGUUCAGGCUAACGUCGCCAAAGUGAACCCAUGGGGACUUCCCUGGGGAUCAUACGGACAUGGCUACAACAACUAUUUGGGAGGAGUGCCGGCUGCCAAAUACAUCGCUGCCAAUCCAGGAUCGGUUCAUGUAGCUCCCCUUGUUGGUCAUGCUGUCAACCAGAAACUGAUUGUUGCUUAAGAAAUAGAUGAUUUUUCCAUUUCUUGAAAUAAUAA
Molecule: messenger RNA, 825 nt
Organism: Malaya genurostris
Lineage: Eukaryota; Metazoa; Arthropoda; Insecta; Diptera; Culicidae
Exons: 2
Coding region: 350-790 (146 amino acids)
Source: RefSeq, a predicted model, not a curated record